UGUGACGAUUUUGUCCUGCAGAAAAACCAAACACAUGUGUAUUACCCUAAUGUUAGCUAUCUGGCUAGUAAAUGAACGAUGGGAAAGAAACGACAGAAGAGUCAGGUAUUCAACAGUUUAUCAAAAAAGCAGAAGAAACAUCUGAAAGAAUUCGGAGAGGAGCAUCCGUUCCAUGAUAUAGUAACAGAAAAAGCAGAGAAAAUACAGGUUUUGGAUCUGCCGGAAAGCCCAAUACACUCUAGUGCUGAAACUGACGAUGACGACGAACCAGAGCAGAAGUCGGCGUAUCAGAAGUUAUUGUCUACUCUUAGCCACCCUGCUGACCGCGAAAGCGAAGAAGACGAGAGUGAUGAUGAUGAUGAUGAUGACGACGACGAAGAAGAGCAUCUCAGUGAAACAGGUAGUAUUGGAGAUGAAGACGAUGAGGAAGAUCAUGAAGAAGGAAAUGCUUUAACUAUGACACCAGAAGAAGCAGGACCAAAUGAAGAGGGUGAGAAUGCUAUGAAUGAUGAAACAACUGGAGACAAGUUUGAGGACAAGGAGCAUGAGUCUCAGUUCUGUCUGGAGAACAACUUCUCUGGAGAAGAAGAACAGGAGGACACAGGGAACACAAAUAAACUGGAUGACAUAGAAGAUCCUUUUAAGAUGCACCUUGACACAGAGAUUAGUGAGGAGGAUGUGAAAAUAAUUGCAGCAGGCACUAAAGCCAAGACCCAAGUCAAAUGGCCAAGACUGGGCACCCUCCUAUGCUCCUCCCCUCUGGCGAGGUUCGGCCCCAUCGGUCAGGAGAGAGACACAAGCCCCCUGGCAUUCCACAGAGUCCUGGAAACCAACUGGAAAUCUCUCAACCAGACCACCGACUCCAAGGGGGCUGAGGAAGAUGUCAGUGCAUUGCAGGUGGAGCUGCUGGCUGUCAUGGGCUCCUACAGAGACUUGUACUUCCCAGAGAGCUCGCCAGUCACAGAGGGGCUGGAGGUCCGCAGUGCCUACUGCCUUCAUGCGCUUAAUCAUGUGUUGAAAUCCAACUCAAGUGUUCUGGCUCAUAAUGCCCAGAUCAGGGAGAACCAAGCCCAGAGUACAGCCAAGAGGAACAAGGCUGGAGUAGAGCCACAGGAUGAGCCCCGAGACCAAGGCCUGACCCGACCAAAGGUUCUGAUCCUGGUGCCGUUCCGAGAUGGAGCACUGCGGGUGGUCCAGACCCUUAUCAGCCUCCUGGAGACCAAGGGCAAGAAGAUGGAUGUCAGCAAUAAGAAGAGGUUCAAAGAUGAGUUUGGAGAGGAGUCGGGGGGGACACCGCCCAACCCCUUCAGACCCGACGACUACACAGCACUUUUCUCUGGCAACAUUGAUGACCACUUUAGGAUAGGCAUUUCCAUCUUAAGGCGACGCGUUCGUCUGUAUGCACCCUUUUACUCUUCUGACAUAAUAAUAGCGUCUCCACUGGGCCUGCGUACGAUGCUGGGAGCGGAGGGGGAGGCCAAGAGAGACUUUGAUUUCUUGUCCUCAAUCGAGAUGCUGGUGUUGGAUCAGGCCGACGUCUUCCUCAUGCAGAACUGGGAGCACCUUCUGCAUGUGAUGAAGCAUCUGAACCUGCAGCCUUUGGACUCCCACGGGGUAAAUUUCUCCAGGGUACGCAUGUUUAACCUCAACAACUGGGCCAAGUAUUAUCGGCAGACACUGGUAUUCAGCGCCAUCCAGGAUCCGCAGAUCAACAGCGUCAUCUCAAAGCACUGCUUUAACUACCGCGGCCAGGUUGCCACCAAGAAUAUGCCUGCAGCAGGCUCCAUCUGCCAAGUUCUGGUGCAGCUUCCUCAUGUUUUCCAGAUGUUCAAUUCCAACAGCUUCAUGGACCAGGAUGCAAGGUUCCAGUUCUUUGUGGAUAAGGUCCUGCCCCAGUACAGAGACUCAGUCAUGUCCCAUACGCUCAUCUACAUUCCCUCAUACUUCGAUUACGUCCGGCUGCGCAACUACAUGAAGAAGGAAGAGAUAAAUUUUGCCAGCAUAUGCGAGUACUCCACUAAGUCAGAGGUGUCCCGAGCCAGGCACUUUUUCAAGAAGGGAGACAAGCAGUUUAUUCUCUUCACUGAACGCUUCCACUUCUACAAGAGAUACACCGUCAAGGGCAUUCAGAACUUAAUAUUUUAUGGGCUGCCGACCUACCCUCACUUCUACAGUGAGAUGUGCAACUUGCUGCAGACAGGGGGCAGAGAGGAGGCCAGUUGGACCUGCACAGCUCUUUACUCUCGCUACGAUGCCCACCGCCUCACUGCCAUCACUGGAGCCAAGAGAGCAGCCCAAAUGCUACAGUCUGAAAAGCCUGUACACCUGUUCAUCACAGGAGAGAAGGACACAUGACCCCGAUGGAUAGAAAUUGAGUUUGGAAGAAGAAAGUCAUACCAGCAAUAGUUUUACACUGGUCAUAGAUCAGUGAUUAGACCUUUUACUUGGGUUAAAAUAAAGAAAUCUGCUUUGUAAAAAACAUUAAAAUAUUUGAAUAUACAA
Molecule: messenger RNA, 2502 nt
Organism: Esox lucius (northern pike)
Lineage: Eukaryota; Metazoa; Chordata; Actinopteri; Esociformes; Esocidae
Gene: utp25
Product: UTP25 small subunit processor component
Exons: 12
Coding region: 79-2355 (758 amino acids)
Biological process (GO): maturation of SSU-rRNA from tricistronic rRNA transcript (SSU-rRNA, 5.8S rRNA, LSU-rRNA)
Cellular component (GO): nucleolus; small-subunit processome
Molecular function (GO): rRNA binding; U3 snoRNA binding
Source: RefSeq, a predicted model, not a curated record